AUGAUUAGUACUGAUAGCAAGGGUUUUUAUAUUGAGAACUUAGGUGAACUUAACAAAGAGCACUCUCCAUCACUACCAAUGAAUUUCCCAAAGGAAAGACUUCCCUGUAAGAUCUAUAAAAUUACUCUAACUAUUAUGAUAGCUGAAUUAUGCGAGGAGGCUUUGAUAAAAAUGUCAUUAUGCGUAUUUUAGAAUUAGUCUAAUUUAUGUGGACAAGAAAAUAGAGUCUACUAUAAUUGCAGAAAGGAGAGAGAUGCUUAAAUAUUCACUAGAAUUAAAGAGUGGGAGAUAGAAGAGAUACAAAAGAUACCUGAAUUUGAUAAAAGACAGAGUUAUUAUGAUGAAUUAGAAAUCAAAAGGGCGUAGAUAGCUAAAUAAUUUGAACGAACUCCUUCAUCAAUGCCAAAUAAGAACAAGAGAUGGAGGAUGGCUGCUGAUAUUGAAUAAUUGCAGUGGAGAAUGGAGAAUAUUAAAAGUUUUAUCAAACCAUAAAUUUGA
This is a messenger RNA of Stylonychia lemnae, 498 nucleotides long. The record is from the annotation of a GenBank genome assembly. NCBI's taxonomy places the organism in Eukaryota, Ciliophora, Spirotrichea, Sporadotrichida, Oxytrichidae.